CUUUUUUUCUCUAUAUAUUUUUUGGCCUUUUUUUUGUUAAAUUCAAAAUCGAAACAGAUCUAGGGAUUAGUUCGCCCACCAACAGAAUACACGCUGCACGCACCAUUCUUCAGUUCCACGGCCACUUAUCUCCACUCUCCAGAGUCCAACCAACGUCGGCCGUGCAACAGCCUCGCCGGAGCCGCUUCAGCCUCCACGCAGCCCCUCCAGCCUCCUCAGUCACCUGCUGCCUUGUUCUUCUCCGGUUACUACCCCGUCGCCCACCGCAACCAUGUCCGUCAGUCUCCGGCCACUUCCCUUUCAGCCCUAAAAUCCGCUUCUGCCCGAUUGCCUCUGCUCUGUUCUGUUCGUUGAGUUGUUUUCUAGUUAGAAAUCAAAUUGAGGGAAAAAUUGCUCUGCCCUAGCUGCCCACCGGACCUUUUUGCCAGUCGCCACCGUUGCCCGAAGCCCAACCGCCAGUUGAUCAGUGGCUACCUCCGUGCCUCCGGCACUGGACUCGCAGGUGAUGUUUUAUAUAUAUAUGUGUGGAAAGACCAAUAAGUUGUAGACACAAUGGAUCUCAAUCCCUUUAGACUUGACAUUGAUGAUCUUAUUAAUGAGUUUGCAGAGGGUAACAUGACUUUGUUGGCUGAUAUGAAGAGGAUAUGGCUUUCUAAAAAGUUUUCUUGCAUCUUUGAAGCAAAGCCUAACAAAAAGUUAGGGUUUUUUAUGCAAUCUUUGUAUGCCCAUUGCAUAGGUUACAUGACGUCUACUGAUUCCAUAUCGCACAGGCUGGGUGGUCUUUAUUCCCUUUACUGUCUACAUGAAACGCAACCGUUUAAACCCCCUUUCAGAAUUUAUAUAUGUCUACGGGAAAUGAAGAGGCUCAAGGAACUGGUUAUUGAUGCCAAGAACGAAAAUAUAGGAGUUGUACCACUUUUAGUUAAUAAUAUGCUAGAAAGAAAUUUGUUCCUUUACGGGGCUGUUGACUUGAAGGAAGGAUCUGUAGAAGAGCGAGUGAAUGAACUAAUACAAGUACAGAAUGCCCGUAUUCAACAUGCAAAUAAGAAGUUAUUUGCAGACACACAGAUUGAACGGUACAUUCACAUGGACAUGGGAAAAGAACUGGAAGUCGAUUCGCUUAAGAAAAUGUCAAAAGAUUAUGCUAUGACGAAAGAGCUAGCCAUUAAAGAAGCUGGAAAGGUGAUAGAUACACAAGAUGUAAACCACAUUGCAAAAGAUAAUACAUUGAUCGGAGAUGUGGUCGGGAAAACAACCGAAGAUUGGAAUUUGCAGAAAGAAAUGUUUUAUCAGAAAACGGGACUCAACCAGUUUCAACUGUUGGAAAACCAAAACUCCGAGCCACAAAAUAGUGCUGGCGAGAAUCUUGAUGCAACCGAAGAAAAUGAUGACGAUUUCUGGGACGAACUAGAGCAACAGUUAGAAGAAUCCUAGUUGUACAGUUUGCAUGAAUGGUUGUACUUUCAGCGGAAGGGUAGUUUUAUUCUUAUUCUGACACUCAUAUGAUGUUUAUCAUAGAUAUUUGGCCAGAAAAUAUACACCAAAGGGAGCUUGAGAUCAAGCUCAUAAAUAUACCAAUUUUCAUAUUUUAUUCGCAA
Messenger RNA from Helianthus annuus (common sunflower), 1598 nucleotides. RefSeq lists its product as uncharacterized. NCBI's taxonomy places the organism in Eukaryota, Viridiplantae, Streptophyta, Magnoliopsida, Asterales, Asteraceae. Gene Ontology annotation, cellular component: snRNA-activating protein complex. The coding region runs from base 553 to 1434 and encodes 293 amino acids. The transcript is spliced from 9 exons. Gene Ontology annotation, molecular function: sequence-specific DNA binding. Gene Ontology annotation, biological process: snRNA transcription by RNA polymerase II; snRNA transcription by RNA polymerase III. The record is from RefSeq and is a predicted model, not a curated record.